UCUCUGUGCGCAGGAACGUCUUCACACGUGUUUCCAGACGAACGUCUCCGGUGUUUUCAUCUCGCGGAGCGCCUGAGUUCUUCGAUUAAAUAGCGACGUUUCCCGACGGCAGCGGGUUUGUAUCAGUGACUGCGAUGGCGCAGAGGAAGAAGAAGCUGUUUAGGAGGAAGAAGAGAGAUCACGAGCUCCAGUCUGAUGAUGAAGAGUUUGAGGUGGCCGCAGAAGUCAGAGAUGACCAGGACACAUCCAGCAGAAGACUGCCUCGAUUCCCGGCUUCGUCCGACUGUGUUUCUGACGUGGAGCCGGACACCAGAGAGCUCGUCCGAGCCCAGAACAAGAAGAAGAAGAAGUCUGGCGGCUUCCAGUCCAUGGGUCUCAGUUACCCCGUGUAUAAAGGCGUCAUGAAGAAGGGCUAUAAAGUUCCCACACCCAUCCAGAGAAAGACGAUCCCGGUGAUUCUGGACGGGAAGGAUGUGGUGGCCAUGGCCCGGACAGGCAGCGGGAAGACGGCCGCUUUCCUCGUCCCCAUGUUUGAGAAGCUGAAGGCCCCGCAGGCGCAGACGGGGGCCCGGGCUCUGGUCCUCACGCCCACCAGAGAACUCGCCCUGCAGACCAUGAAGUUCACCAGAGAGCUGGGGAAGUUCACAGGCCUGAAAACGGCACUCAUUCUCGGUGGAGACAGCAUGGACGACCAGUUCGCUGCUCUUCACGAGAAUCCAGACAUCAUCAUUGGUACUCCUGGUCGUCUGAUGCACGUCAUCCAGGAGAUGAACCUGAAGCUGCAGGCCGUGGAGUAUGUGGUGUUCGAUGAAGCUGACAGGCUGUUUGAAAUGGGUUUUGCUGAGCAGCUUCAGGAGAUCAUCAGACGUCUUCCAGACACGCGGCAGACGCUGCUGUUCUCCGCCACACUGCCCAAAAUGAUCGUGGAGUUCGCCAGAGCCGGCCUCACAGAGCCGGUGCUCAUUCGUCUGGAUGUGGACACGAAACUGAGUGACCAGCUGAAGCUUUCAUUUUUCCACCUGCGGUUGGAUGAUAAACCAGCGCUUCUGCUGCAUCUCCUGAGAAACGUUGUGAAGCCGCAGGAACAGACGGUGGUGUUCGUAGCCACCAAACAUCACGUGGAGUAUCUCAAAGAGCUCCUGACGGUCGAGGGCAUUGAGUGCGCCUACAUCUACAGCGCUCUGGACCAGACGGCCCGCAAGAUCAACAUCGGCCGCUUUGUGCACCGCAAGGCCAUGGUGCUGGUGGUGACGGACGUGGCGGCCCGCGGCAUUGACAUCCCCCUGCUGGACAACGUCAUCAACUACAACUUCCCGUCCAAGCCCAAGCUCUUCCUGCACAGAGUCGGUCGUGUGGCUCGUGCCGGCAGAGGAGGAACCGCCUUCAGUCUGGUGUGUUCUGAUGAAGUGCCUUACCUCUAUGACCUUCAUCUGUUCCUGGGUCGACCCGUUCAGCUCGCCCACCUCGAACACACACCAGAUGCUGAUGGCGUGUUCGGCCGUGUUCCUCAGAGCAUCCUGGACGAUGAAGAGUCGCAGCUGCUGACGGCUCACGAGAACUCGCUGGAUCUCCAGAACCUCCGGCGCAUCUCUGAGAACGCUUACAAGCAGUACCUGAAGUCUCGGCCCAGCCCCGCAGCCGAGUCCAUCAAACGCACCAGAAACACCCAGCUGUCCUCCAUGGCUGUCCACCCUCUGCUGGGUUCUGGACUGGAGCCGAUGGAGCUGGACCGGCUGCUGAUGGUGGACUCCAUCAAGGGCUACAAGGCUAAAUCUACUAUCUUUGAAAUCAACUCCAACAACAAAAGCAGGGAGAGCCGGGGUGGUGAUGGGAGAGAGGUGAUGAGGAGAUGGUCUGCUGGUCGAGUUUUCUAAAGCGCGAGCGGAGCGGAUCGAGUUGCUGUUCCUGCCGUGACCAGAACCGAGGAGGAGCAGGAGGACGAGGAUCUUCAGACUGUGUUCUCAGAGGUGGUUGGAGGGAAAAGACGAAAGCAAAAUGAUGAAACGGACGGACCAAAGAGCAAAAAGAACAAAACAUCAGGAAAAGAUGAGGAGUUUUACAUCCCAUACAGACCCAAAGACUUCAACUCCGAGCGCGGGCUCAGUCUCGGUGGUGACGCCGGCUCUUUCGAGCAGCAGGCCUCUUCAGUGGUUCUGGACCUGAUGGGAGACGAGAGCAACACAUUAAACCAGAACAAGAGCCUGAUGAAAUGGGAUCGCAAGAGGAAGCGCUUCGUCCAAGACACGGGCAAAGAUGACAAAAACAAGAAAAUCAGGACAGAAAGUGGACAGGUGGUCACCAGCAAAAAGAGGAAGAAGAGCUUUUAUGAAGAAUGGAAGAAGAAGUAUAAGAUCGACGACAGAGCGUCAGACUCGGACGGAGAGACUGGAGGAGCGAACAGAGGGAGGAGCUUUGGCGGUCGCAGGGGACGAGGAGGAGCUCAGUCGCAGCCGGCCCAGCAGCAGAGCGGCUCACGCGUGAGAUCCGAGCUGAAGAACCGCGAGCAGAUCCUCAAGCAGCGCAAACGCAAAGCUAAGCAGCAGUUCCUGCAGGCUGGCGGCAUGAAGAAGCUCCGAGCCAAAGGAAGACAGCGCCUGCAUGAAGUCAUGAGAUCCGGCUUUGGUCGUGGCGGCUUCAAGAAAGGAAAGAUGAGGAAGAAACUUUAAGUGCCGAAUGAGUGAAGAGACUUAACGCUUCUACAGAAACAGUUUCAUCUGUGCAUCUCUUCUGCUGCUUUAAAGAGAUGUUUCAUAUUCACCUGAAGCUUUGUUGACAGCAGAAAAUAAUAAUAACACAAAAUAAUUUUGCCAUUUAAAAAAAAAAAAAAAGUUGUUUUUGUUUAAUUACUGCAAAAACCACAACAGUUACAGUAAGACAGUUACAAUGGAAGAAAAUGGGCCAGGAAGCCACCCUUUAUACCUGUUAACACAAGACCUGAGAGAUAAAAAUGUUAACUGAC
Molecule: messenger RNA, 2959 nt
Organism: Cyprinus carpio (common carp)
Lineage: Eukaryota; Metazoa; Chordata; Actinopteri; Cypriniformes; Cyprinidae
Product: ATP-dependent RNA helicase DDX54-like
Cellular component (GO): nucleus
Molecular function (GO): RNA binding; RNA helicase activity; ATP binding
Source: RefSeq, a predicted model, not a curated record